AUUUUCAAAAUAUUCAAAUAUUAAUUUUAAGAUUAAUCAUUUUGAAGAAUUAGCUAUUGAAGAACAAUUAAAUAUUAUUAUUCAAACAGAUGUAUUUAUUGGUAUGCAUGGUGCUGGUUUAACUCAUGUUCUAUUUAUGAAAUCAAAUCGUAUUCUUAUUGAAUUAACUACAUCGGUGGGGUCAGGAAGAGAACAUUUUGAAUUGAUGGCAUCAAUAAAUAAUGUUAAUUAUCGUCGUUGUUUAAUUAUUGAUGGAUCAUCAACAACAGCAGAAAAGAUAUUUGAUUGUAUAAUAGAGAAAAUUUCUCAAAUAUGUCCUUUAAUGACUGUUUCAAUUCAUUCUCAACCGAUUGUUACAACGUUCUUCCCAGUUGUAGGGAACUUUUCUAAUAGUAAUAUAACAACUUGA
Rotaria sordida is the source of this 409-nucleotide messenger RNA. Lineage: Eukaryota; Metazoa; Rotifera; Eurotatoria; Philodinida; Philodinidae. The record is from the annotation of a GenBank genome assembly.